This is a messenger RNA of Blepharisma stoltei, 261 nucleotides long. Lineage: Eukaryota; Ciliophora; Heterotrichea; Heterotrichida; Blepharismidae. The record is from the annotation of a GenBank genome assembly.
AUGCUUUUAAAUGAUAAUGAAGCAAUCGAAAACCUAGGCAUUAAAGAUGGUGACAUUAUUGAAGCGCAGCAUAGAGCCUUAGGUGGGGCCACAAAUGCUGGCUUCAUAUUUGCCAAUCUUUCCCAUGAAAAAGAAGUCCAUUUGAAAUUUGAUGAAAAUGCUCCAGUCUGGAGAACUGCGAAAAGAGGAAUUUCUUUUAAAACUAAAUGCUAUAACCCUAAAUGUGAAGCCUCAAGAGAAGGGUUUAUUUUAGUCAAUUAA